ACUUGUCAACCACUGAAGCAGUUUCUCGCAGUAUCCAAAACAGAAAUUACCAAUGCUCUCCCCGGUGGAUCCUGAAACGCUGCCAAUAUUCAGUAGCCCAUGGCCGACAUUUAUUGUUCUCGGGAGCUACCUGCUCAUCGUGUUGAAAGUGGGUCCCAGACUCAUGAAGAAUCGGGAGCCCUUCGAUCUCCGUGGCGUAAUCAAGGUCUACAAUGUAUUCCAAAUAAUGUACAACCUGUGGAUGUUCAUACACUUUGCACACUUCCUGUUUGUUUUGAGGGCCUAUGACUUGGGAUGCAUGACAAACCUGCCCCUGGACCACGAGCACAAGGACAGUGAGCGUUACUUCAGCAACCUCUACUUGAUCAACAAGUUCGUCGACCUGGUGGAAACAAUUUUCUUCGUCCUGCGCAAGAAAAACAGACAGAUAUCCGUCCUCCACCUGUUCCACCACGCCAGCAUGCCCCUUGUGGUGUACCUGGUCGUAAUACUCCACGGAUACGGGGGGGUCGCCACCGCCUACGCUUUUCUGAACAUCAUCGUCCACGUCCUCAUGUACACCUACUACUACCUGUCCUCCGUGAGCAAGGCGGCGCAGGAGAGCCUGUGGUGGAAGAAGUACAUCACAAUCGCCCAGAUGGUGCAGUUCGGGAUCAUUCUGUCCCUCAUCACAUACACGUUAUCCCAGCCCAACUGCAAGGUCCCGCGGAUGCCAGCCUAUUUAUCUGGAGUGAUGUCAUUGUGCUUUUUCGUAUUGUUUGGAAACUUUUAUAUCAGGGCAUACGUACUGUCUGAUCGCAAGCGUCGGCAGUAAGACUACUUACUGCUUUUUAUUUUUAACAAUUCAAAUUAAAAUGUGGAUAUAUGAAUAGGAUUCCAUAAACUAGAUAAUAAAAGAUAUACCAAUCGGAUAUGUUUUAAUCUGAAA
This is a messenger RNA of Drosophila ananassae, 928 nucleotides long. Its product is annotated as elongation of very long chain fatty acids protein F. Gene Ontology annotation, cellular component: endoplasmic reticulum membrane. Gene Ontology annotation, biological process: sphingolipid biosynthetic process; fatty acid elongation, saturated fatty acid; fatty acid elongation, polyunsaturated fatty acid. Gene Ontology annotation, molecular function: fatty acid elongase activity. The transcript has 2 exons. Lineage: Eukaryota; Metazoa; Arthropoda; Insecta; Diptera; Drosophilidae. The record is from RefSeq and is a predicted model, not a curated record. The coding region runs from base 53 to 814 and encodes 253 amino acids.